Messenger RNA from Neocloeon triangulifer, 1947 nucleotides. RefSeq lists its product as uncharacterized. The record is from RefSeq and is a predicted model, not a curated record. The coding region runs from base 56 to 1891 and encodes 611 amino acids. Gene Ontology annotation, molecular function: G protein-coupled receptor activity. Lineage: Eukaryota; Metazoa; Arthropoda; Insecta; Ephemeroptera; Baetidae. Gene Ontology annotation, cellular component: membrane. Gene Ontology annotation, biological process: G protein-coupled receptor signaling pathway; cell surface receptor signaling pathway. The transcript has 8 exons.
GGCUCCUCAUUCCUCUCUUGGCGGUCCACCAGCGAGAGAUGUAGAGUCGGUCGAAAUGCCGCCGCCGUGGCUGCUUGUGUUGGCGACGCUCGUUGUCGCCCCGUCCGACGCCGCCAUCAACAAGUGCUGUCCCGCCGGUCAGCAGCUCCACCCUGAACUCAAGAGCUGCGUCUCGGCCGACGCCUCGGCCGAGUUCUUCGAGAGCCACCUUCUGCUCUUCGGCUCUCCUGGUGAGGGCCGCCAGUUCAACAUCCCCUGUCCGACCGAGGAGUCGGACGCUUUGGUCCUCAACAGUGAUGACAUGAACUUCCGGCUGGAGAACGAGACGCUCGAACUGGUGCCUUACAUUGUUAAGGGAGUGGAAAAGUUUGCGCCCGAACACUUCUGCCUUGAUCAAGUGCGCGCGGUGAACAAUGACAAGCUCUGGAUUGCAUUUACAUGUCCCUGUGUGGCCGGGGUGUGCGUUCGAACGUGCUGCGGACGAGGAAUGGUGAUCAGGAAGAGCGGACAUGACAACUCGACAUUAGAAUGUACAAAAGCGACUUAUGAAGAGUGGAAACACUGGAGUCCAUUAGACGUGGCCGAAAAAAGCGCGACUGGAUAUUUCCCAUUGGAAUUGCUGCCCCGGUGCGAAGCUGGCCAACAGUUUGUCAAAUCUCAACUCCACUCCCUCUCCAUUACUUCAGAUGGAAAUGCACUUUUGAAAUACGAAGACGACAUUGAAGAUGUCCUGAAUUCAGAGACGUUGGACGCGACCGCAUGUUUGGGUCUGUACGAAAUAGUGGACAAGGACGGCGUGAGCAACAUCACGCAAAUUCUGCUCGAGUGCAGCUCGGACACUCACGUGCAGCCUCUGAAGACCUCGCGGGUCGUCAUUUACACAAUCCUCUUCCUGAUCGGGGCCGUUUUCCUGCUGGCCACGAUUGUGGUCCACCUCGCCGUCCCCGUGCUGACGAAAGGGGUGCGCGGCAAAGGGUUGGUGGCGCAUUGCGCCUUCAUGUUCAUCGCCCACAUCGCUCUGAUCGUCGUGCAACUCGAAGGAAGCACUUUGCCCGACUACCCGUGCCACGCUCUAGCUUACUUGAUCCAGUUCACGCUGCUCGCCGGCUUCUUCUGGCUCAACGUAAUGUGCUUUGACAUCUCAAUGACUUUCAGAUCUCUGCAGAGCAUGGUACCCCGUGGGACGUUGUCCGAGCGAAGGCAAUUCGUUUGGUACACGGUCUACGCCCUUGGCAUCCCGUUCCUCAUAUUUGUCGUGACCGUCGCUCUGAAUCAAGCGUACCGCAACAAGCCUGGCUACGACUCUUGGCUGCCUGACCCCACAAUUGGCGUCAGAUCAUGCUGGUUUGACCAAGACAAAGACGGAAUUUUGAUUUUCUUCUACGGCCCCAUCGGAAUACUACUGCUGAUCAACAUGUUGUUGUUUUUGUUCACCACGUACAAAAUUUGGAAAUUGUCGCACGCCGCCAACAUGAUCAACCAGAACGACAACAGCCAACGGCACAACUCGGAGCACAAGAGAACUCUGUCUUCGAAACGCAGAUUUGUCCUGUUCCUCAAACUGUUUGGCUUGAUGGGCAUACCGUGGGUGUUUGAAAUCAUCUCUUGGAAGGCCAAGGGCGCCGAAGAGUACUGGUACUUCACUGACGCCAUCAACAUCCUCCGCUCCGUGUUUAUCUUUACCACUUUUUGUUGGAAAAGAAAGGUCUGGCGACUGCUAUGUGAAAAGUACCCCAAGUUGAAGGAAUUAUCGCUGAUAACCACGGCAAGCAACAACGCAACCGACUCGAGCAGAUCAAACCCAAAUGAAAGUUAUGCCGAAACGAUGAAUGGAGUCUCGAUGGAGACUCUGGCGGCGAUUGAUUUGCAGACUGCGCCUCGUAUACAGUGACGUCGAGUACUUUUCAAAUUGUAUCUCAAUCAAAAUAAAUUUAAAUAUCCUAUCUA